CAUAUUUCUUUCUUUUUUCAGCCUCAUCCCAGGGUCACGGUUGGAACUUUCCAUCAAUUCUUUCCUUUCUCUUCAAAGUUUCUGCCUGGCUGUGCCGGUCACAAAGUGAGACAGCCUCAGGCCUCCCUUGCCUGGCUGUUAAACACUGUGAAAUUCGGCAUAAGGGUGUCAGGUAUUUCUGACUGGCUUUCAAAAAAAGAAAAAAAAAAAAAAAGCAACUGAGAUAAAGAAACCUGUCCUGGGGCAUUUUCAGGCUGUACUCAGAGGCUCUAGAGAGGUAGCCAAGGAGCUGGGAAAAGCAGCAAACAAUAAAAGAUGCCUCGGGUACUAAGGCUGACUUGGGUGGCAGCCCUUGAGGUCCAACAAGUGCGCUCUGCCUGGGCCGUCCUCUAGCAAGAUCCAGUUCUUGUCUGUGGACAUUUCAGCCUUCGAAUCAUGCGGCUCUCACUCACCCUUCUGCUACCAGUAGCUGUAUAUUUUAGUUUGGUAAGUGUCUCAGCACGGCCACUGCGGAGCUGUCCUCCAGGUCUCCCCCGCGGAAAUGGCACUUCCACUUGUGCAGGUCCUGCACCCUUCCUAAUUUUCUCCUAUGGAAAUAGUAUCUUUAGGAUUGACCCGGAAGGAACAAAUCACAAGCAAUUAGUGGUGGAUGCUGGCAUCUCAGUGAUCAUGGAUUUCCAUUACAAAGAGGAAUGGAUCUAUUGGGUGGAUUUAGAAAGACAGCUUUUGCAAAGAGUUUUUCUGAAUGGGUCAAGACAAGAGAAAGUAUGCAGUAUGGAGAAAAAUGUUUCUGGAAUGGCAAUAAAUUGGAUAAAUGAAGAAGUUAUUUGGUCAAAUCAACAGGAAGGACUCAUCACAGUAACUGACCUGAAAGGAAACAAUUCUCGCAUUCUUUUAAGGACCUUACAAGAUCCUGCAAAAAUAGCAGUUGAUCCAGUAGAAAGGGUGAUAUUUUGGUCUUCCGAAGUGGCCGGCAGCCUUCACCGAGCUGAUCUCAGUGGGGUGGAAGUGAAAACUCUGCUAGAGCCACCAGAGAAGAUAACAGCGCUGUCAGUGGAUGUGCUUGAUAAACGGCUCUUCUGGGUUCAGCAGAGCGGGGAAGGAAGCAGUUCUUCCAUUGGUUCCUGUGAUUAUGACGGAGGCUCAGUCCACAUGAUCCAACAUCAAACACAGCACAAUUUGUUUGCGAUGUCCUUUUUUGGUGACCGUAUCUUCUACUCAACAACAAAGAAGAAGACAAUUUGGAUAGCCAACAAACACACUGGGAAGAAUGUGGUGAGGAUUAACCUCAAUCCAUCCGUCUUGCCUCCCGGCCAACUCAAAGUGGUACAUCCUCUUGUACAGCCCAGGGCAGAGGACAAUGCUCAGAGCUCUGGCCCGAAGCUUUGCAAACGCAGUAAAGGCAACUGCCGAGGCAACGUGUGCGGGCGAGACCCUCGGUCCCACUCGUGCGCAUGUGCGGAGGGCUAUACGUUACGCCGAGACCGGAAGUACUGUGAAGAUGUCAACGAAUGUGCCUCUUCAAAUCACGGCUGUUCUCUUGGGUGUGAAAACAUCCCGGGGUCCUACUAUUGCACAUGCCCAGCAGGAUUUGUUCUGCUUCCGGAUGGGAAACGAUGUCAUGAAUUUGUUUCCUGCCCAAACAAUGCCUCUGGCUGCAGUUAUGGCUGUGUUCUGACAUCAGAGGGUCCCUUGUGUUUCUGUCCCGAAGGCUCUGUGCUUGCGGCAGAUGGAAAAACGUGUAGCGGCUGUUCGUCGCCUGAUAACGGCGGGUGCAGCCAGCUCUGCACCCCCCUCAGCCCAGUGUCCUGGGAAUGUGGUUGUUUUCCUGGGUAUGACCUUCAACAGGACCAGAAACACUGUGUUGCCUCAGGACCACAGCCAUUUAUACUGUUUGCGAAUUCUCAAGAUAUUCGACAUGUACACUUUGAUGGAUCGGAUUACAGAACUCUGAUUAGCCAGCAGAUGGGAAUGGUUCUUGCCCUAGAUUAUGACCCUGUGGAAAACAAGAUAUAUUUUGCCCAAACAGCCCUGAAGUGGAUAGAGAGAGCGAAUCUGGAUGGUUCUCAGAGAGAAAGGCUUAUUGAAGAAGGAGUAAACAUGCCAGAAGGUCUUGCUGUGGACUGGACUGGCCGUAGAAUCUACUGGACAGAUAGAGGGAAAUCUCUCAUUGAAGGAAGUGAUUUAAGUGGAAAGCAUCGUCAAAUAAUCAUUAAAGAGGACAUCUCUCGGCCACGUGGAAUUGCUGUUCAUCCAAUGGCCAAGAGAAUAUUCUGGACUGAUACAGGGAUUAAUCCUCGGAUUGAAAGCUCUUCCCUUCAAGGCUCUGACCGGCUGCUGAUCGCCAGCUCUGAUCUGGUGGAGCCCAGUGGAAUCACCAUCGACUACCUCACCGACACUUUGUAUUGGUGUGAUGCCCAGCAGUCUGUGGUAGAAAUGGCCAAUCUGGAUGGUUCCAAACGCCAGAGACUUGCUCAGAACGAUGUAGGUCACCCAUUUGCUGUAGCUGUGUUUGAGGAUCAUGUAUGGCUCUCAGAUUGGGCUAUCCCAUCGGUAAUAAGGGUGGACAAGCGGACUGGCAAAAAUCGGGUACGUCUCCGAGGCAGCAUGCUGAAGCCCUCGUCACUGGUUGUGGUCCAUCCCAUGGCAAAACCAGGUGCAGAUCCUUGUCGACAUCAGAAUGGAGGCUGUGAACAUAUCUGCCAAGAGAGAUUUGGAACUGCUCAGUGCUCCUGUCACGAAGGUUUUGUGAAAGCUCCGAAUGGGAAAAUGUGUCUUACUCAGAAGGGCCAUCAGAAUCUGGCUGAUGGCGCCUCUGAUCUAAGGAAACAGGUGACAGCAUUGAACAACCUGAUGGAGACCGGAGCAGCAGAUAACAUUACAGAGUCCCAGCGCAAGCUGGUGGCUGAAAUCAUGCUGUCAGAUUAUGAUGACUGUGCCCCAGUGGGAUGUGGCAGAAAUGCUCAGUGCGUUUCAGAGGAAGAGAAUGCUACAUGUCAGUGUUUGACAGGAUUUUCUGGGGAUGGCACAUUAUGUUCAGAUAUAGAUGAAUGUGAGCGGGAUAGCAUGGUGUGCCCUGCCGCCUCGUCUCAGUGCAUCAAUACAGAAGGUGGCUAUGUCUGCAGAUGCUCAGAAGGCUACCAAGGAGAUGGACUCCACUGUGUUGGUGAGAGAGACGUUGAUGAGUGCGAGCUGGGGCUGCAUGGCUGUGGAGAGAAUGCCAGCUGCACAAACACACAGGGAGGCUACAGCUGCACGUGUGCCGGCCACCUAUCUGAACCCGGACUGACUUGCCCAGAAUCUACCUCGCCCCCUUCCAUUGGGGAAGAUGGCCACCGUCUGGUCAGAAAUGGUUCCCCAGGCUGUCCCUCAUCGCAUGACGGCUACUGUCUGCACGGUGGCGUGUGCAUGUAUGUGGAAGCGGUGGACACCUACGCAUGCAAUUGUGUGGUUGGCUAUGUCGGCGAGCGGUGUCAACACCGAGACCUGCGAUGGUGGGAACUGCGCCACGCCGGCCAUGGACGGGAUCGGGACAUCACCGUGGUGGCUGUCUGUGUGGUUGUGCUGGUCCUGCUACUCGUACUGGGGCUGUGGGGAGCUCACUAUUACAGGACUCAGAAGUUGCUAUUGAAAAACCCAAAGAACCCUUAUGAAGAGUCAAACAGAGAUGUGGCCAAUAGCAGGACUGAAAACAGUGAGGCUGGUGUGUCUUCUUGCCCCCAACCUUGGUUUGUGGUGCUAGAGGAACAACAAGACCUCAGGAAUGAGAGUGACCUGGUGGCUAGCAAGAAUGGCCAGGCAGCGGAUGCUGGCCCGUCUUCUUCCCCGAAGCUUGGGUCAGUGUAUCCAAGUUCAUGGAGACAGGAGCCCCACAUACAUGGAAUGGGAACAGAGCAGGGUUCCUGGAUCCCAUCAUACAGAGGGAAAGACUCUGGGCCCCAAGCAGCAGAGAGAAACUUGCGUCUUCCCUGCUACAGGGAAUGGCCUCUGGCUGUGGGGCUUGAGAAGCUGCGUUCUCUCCAGCCAGCCAACCAGCCAUGCGAACAAAGGGCCCCAGAUCUACCAUGCCAAACGGAGCCGAGUCAGUGAAAACUGGACCUACAAGGAAGGUGUAGAGGAAGGAACCAAGUUGCUGGACAGUAUAUUUUCUUUCAAAGAGUGGAAUACCACAGUUUGGCUAAUGGUAACAGUGUCCUGGAGACCCGACACAUGUGUGGCUUCCUUCAAGCAGCCUUCUGGGCAGAUUUUCAAGUGGCAAAUCAGGAAAAUCAUUAGAAACCAAAGUUGAGAUGUUCAUGCUUUGUAAGCUGUGUUGUCUUCAAUAGAUUUUCCUUCUUUCUCUCUCCCUCCCUCUCUCUCUCUCUCUUUCUUUCUUUCCUAGUAGCCUCAGAAGAAAUGGGUUGAAGCAGGUAAUCAUAUUUGUUUGGUCAAUUUCAAAGUAAUUUCUCUUUAAUCUAUGUACAUUUCAGCUCAGUCUUUUGAAAUCCUUGGAAUGUUGCAAUAACUGUUAAAAUGAAUUGUAGACAUUUAAUUUACAAUUGAUGUGGCCC
Jaculus jaculus (lesser Egyptian jerboa) is the source of this 4550-nucleotide messenger RNA. It is a transcript of the gene Egf, whose product is annotated as epidermal growth factor. Lineage: Eukaryota; Metazoa; Chordata; Mammalia; Rodentia; Dipodidae. The record is from RefSeq and is a predicted model, not a curated record. Gene Ontology annotation, molecular function: calcium ion binding. Bases 436 to 4089 code for a protein of 1217 amino acids. The transcript has 24 exons.